This is a messenger RNA of Setaria italica (foxtail millet), 1491 nucleotides long. Its product is annotated as F-box protein At5g49610-like. Lineage: Eukaryota; Viridiplantae; Streptophyta; Magnoliopsida; Poales; Poaceae. Gene Ontology annotation, molecular function: protein binding. The transcript is spliced from 2 exons. The record is from RefSeq and is a predicted model, not a curated record. The coding region runs from base 127 to 1407 and encodes 426 amino acids.
GUUUGAUUUGACCGGGCCCCUCGCUCUCCCCCCUUUCCAUCUUCUCCAAGACCGAAUUUUACUUUCCAACAGAUCGGAUCGGGAGGAGCCGACGCGCAGCAAGUUCUUGGAUCGAAGAGGGCGGAGAUGUCGACGGCGACGUCGGAUGGAGGCCGUGGCAUCCACGCCCUGUGCGACGACGCCCUGAUGGAGAUCCUUGUGCUUCUCCCCAACAAGUCCGUGCUCUGCUGCCGCGCCGUCUGCCGGAGGUGGCGCCGCAUCACCAACGACGGCUCCUUCCUCGCCGGCCUCUCCGCCCGCCGCCCGCUCAAGAUGAUCAUCCUCUCCCAAUCCGGCGCCGGGGCAGUGAGCGCCGUGUCCCUCUCCGUCGACGACCCGACGUCGCCUGCGGAGAGCCGCCGCUCGCACCUCUUCGACCGGAGGCAGCUAUACGAGGACGGGCGGACCCGCCGUAACAACCGCUGCUUCGACGUGGUCUGCUCCCUCGACGGGCUGCUCGUGCUGUCCCAACGCCCGGGGCUCUUCGUCGUCUGCAACCCCGCAACCAGGCAGUGGACCAACCUGCCGGCGCUGCGUCAGGAGCCGCGCCGUCUCCACGCGAUCGCGUGCGGCUUCUUCUCGCACGGCUCCUCCGGCGAGUACCGCCUCCUCUGCCACGUCGAGUACAGGAGGAAACGCUACUACUACAUCCUCGCGGCCGGCGGCGCCCUUCCUCGCCGGCUCGGGCGAGCUCCUCGUCCUCCGAGCUGGGAGUACGACGCACCCGUGGCUCGUCGCGGGAUCCUCCACUGGCUCGCCUCGCACCCCGAGGCCGCCACCGCCGCCGGCAAGAACAAGAUGCUGGCGUUCGAUACAGCCUCCGAGACGUUCCAGCUCAUGCCCCGGCCGCCGGAGCGAGCCGGCGACACGGCGAGGGCGCUGCUGGAGCUUGACGGGGAGCUCAGCGUGGCCGUGAUGCAGGGUUUGACGUCGCUGGCCGUUUGGGACUUGCGGCACUACGAUGCGGAGGUCUGGACGCUGCGCUGCCUUGUGGUUGUGGAGGUGCCGCUGUCACGACUUUCGACCUGCAGGCUUCACUCGGUCGGCGGCGGCGCCAUCCUGAUUGCAAACCGCUACAGCUGCAAGUUCAAUGCUGCUAGGUUAUACGAUCUCAAGGAGAAGAGGAUGCUCGGGGAAAUUUCUCUCUCACACGAGGAUCCAACGUUCCUUAUGUUUAGGGAGAGCCUCGUGUCGCAUGCCUUCUUCCACUCACCGCCUCGCAGCUCUGAGGUUGCGUACAUAAAGUUCACCGAUUACAUGGAUGUUCAAUUUUCAUUGAAGAAGUUCACUGAAACAGGCCGGCCGCAAAUUUUUGCAAGCUCUUGGUAUAAAAAGAGAAGAGGAGACUAUUACAAUCGAUUGGAAUGAAAUGUCGAUGCUUACUAUUGUUACUCCUCUGUCCCAAAAUAUAAUAUGGGAUUUGACUUGGCAUGGUUGAUCACACUUUGACCG